This is a messenger RNA of Drosophila innubila, 928 nucleotides long. It is a transcript of the gene Obp59a, whose product is annotated as odorant-binding protein 59a. Lineage: Eukaryota; Metazoa; Arthropoda; Insecta; Diptera; Drosophilidae. The record is from RefSeq and is a predicted model, not a curated record. Gene Ontology annotation, molecular function: odorant binding. The coding region runs from base 1 to 621 and encodes 206 amino acids. The transcript has 3 exons.
AUGCAACAUUGGCGAACAGUAUUCGAAAUGCGUCUAGUGUUGUUGAUCUUACUUUGUGGCUGCUGUGGCAUUUGGAGUUUGAAGUGUCGCUCCCAGGAUGGAGUCAGUGACGAGGAGCUCAAAAGGAUCGUGCGCGGUUGCAUGCAACGCAGAGAAAGAGAUAGAGACAGAGACAGACAAGGACAGGGACAGCAACAAUCCUAUGGAAAUCGCUGGCAACGCAGCCUCAAACAUUCCGAUAUGAACAACAAUAGACCCAAUAACAACAAUAAUAACAAUAACAAUAACAACUAUAACAACAACAACAAUAGCAACAACAACAACACAGAACUGUCUUCCUGUGUGGCACAGUGUUUCUUUGAGGAAAUGAACAUGGUGGAUGGAAAUGGACAGCCAGAUCGUCGCAAGGUGAGCUACCUGUUGACCAAGGAUCUGCGGGAUCGUGCACUGCGCAACUUUUACAUGGACACGGUGCAACAAUGCUUUCGGUAUCUGGAACAAUCUCGUUACCAGAGCAACAACAAAUGCGGACAAUCCCGUGAGCUGAUCAAGUGCAUGUCGGAGUAUGCAAAGGCGCAAUGCGAUGAUUGGGAAGAGCACAGCAAUCUAUUGUUUAAUUAACAUUCAACUUACGCCACUUUUGAGAUCCUCCACACGAUCGAGAUAACGCUCAUGAUUAUCCUUGACAUGCUUAUCUGUAGUCUCCUCCACUUGGUAGAACACACACUCCAAUUCCAAUUGUUUCUCCGUCUGCAUGCUGCUAAAGAAACUCGAGUCCUGAUUCCAUUCCUUGAGCAUUGCACUUUUAUCAUCCUCGUAGAUGUGUCUAAAGAAUUCAAUGCGACUUCGGUGUAGGUCUGGUUCAAAGAAAAUGUAUUAUAUCAACUUAAAUUAAGAAAAAGUUAGAGGAUUGCUAGACUAUGAGAUA